Molecule: messenger RNA, 1598 nt
Organism: Hibiscus syriacus
Lineage: Eukaryota; Viridiplantae; Streptophyta; Magnoliopsida; Malvales; Malvaceae
Product: SNF1-related protein kinase regulatory subunit gamma-1-like
Exons: 6
Coding region: 318-1595 (425 amino acids)
Source: RefSeq, a predicted model, not a curated record
AGCUCACGCUACAAGUGGCCGCCAUUGAAAUCCGGAUGGAUAAGAGUAAGACCACCCAUAUCGCUUCUUCCGACCAAAAAACAGAGCAAAGUUAGUUUUUUUAUUCUACACCCACAUCACCGGCCCUACACUUGUCCGAACAACCUCGUCAACGGUCGAUCGAAUCGUCGUUUCGUCCUUUACACAGUACUUCAGAAGUAGCCCUUUUAUCUCAGGCCGUUUAAUGGUUACAGAAAGUUGUUAGCUCUAUGAACUUUUGAGUUGCAGAGAGAGAAAAUAGUGUAAGUUUUCUUUCUGGGUUUUGAGUUUGGUUGAAGAUGACGAGUCUGCAGGUGAGGCGAGAGAGUGAAAUGGACCAGGAGAGUCCGAAGAGUCCAGAGGCAAAGCUUGGGAUGAAAGUGGAGGAUCUGUGGGGUAUUCAGGAACCAAAGCUUACUCCUACCGAGAAGCUCAACGCUUGCUUUGAGAGCAUCCCUGUCUCUUCUUUCCCUCUCGCUCCUCAAGGGGUUGAGAUAAGAUCGGAUGCUAGUUUAGCGGAGGCUGUUCGAAUUCUGGCUCAAAACAAAAUUCUUAGCGUACCAGUUGUUGACGUUAAUGCCCCUGAGGAUGCAACAUGGAUUGACAGAUACAUUGGCAUUGUAGAGUUUGCUGGAAUUGCUGUAUGGAUUUUGCAACAGUCAGAACCACCUUCACCUAGAAGCCUUUCAUUAUUUCCUAGCGGAACAGAUGUUGCAGUAUCCAUUAACGGAAUGACCUCUGCAGCGGGACUCGGGACUUUAGGCCCCGAAGAUGCUUCAAUUACUUCUGGAGACUUUUUUGAGGCUUUAACGUCCUCCCAGUUCUACAAGAACACUAAGGUUCGCGAUAUCUCGGGAACUUUCCGAUGGGCACCCUUCCUUGCUUUGCAAAAAUCAAACUCAUUUUUGACCAUGAUGUUAUUGCUUUCCAAGUACAAAAUGAAGAGUGUUCCGGUAGUCGAUCUCGGUGACGGAAAGAUUGACAACGUCAUCACACAGUCCGCUGUCAUCCACAUGUUAGCUGAAUGCACUGGGUUUCAUUGGUUCGAAAGCUGGGGAAAUAAGAAACUUUCGGAGAUUGGUCUUCCAGCGAUGUCACCUAAGCAGAUUAUCAAAGUACAUGAGGAUGAACCGGUGCUUCAGGCAUUCAAGUUAAUGCGGAAAAAUAGAAUCGGAGGCGUACCAGUCGUUGAAAGUGGAGGAAGAAAAGCUAUCGGUAACAUAAGCCUUAGAGAUGUACAGUUUCUUUUAACAGCACCAGAGAUCUAUCGUGAUUACAGAUCCAUCACAGCGAAGAACUUCCUGAUAGCGGUUAAAAAGUACCUGGAGAAACAUGACGAGGGAUCGCCGAUGUUGAGUGGCACGAUUACUUGCAAGAGAGACAAGACCAUCAAAGAGUUGAUCAAGACACUUGACUCGCAAGAGAUCCAUCGGAUGUACGUCGUGGAUGACGACGGGAAUUUGGAAGGAGUGAUCACACUUAGAGACAUCAUAUCGAGGUUAGUAAACGAACCACGCGGGUACUUUGGCGAUUUCUUUGACGGUGCGUUGCCUUUACCGCAGAACAGUCGGGUUUAAAAG